CGGCGGACUUUUCCACGUCGUUUUCCCCUGUCCGCUCCGAUCUUUCCACCCACGCGUGAUCCGACACGGCGCCCGGGUUUUCCACUAAUCGCCAGGCAGAUCCGACGGUCUUCGUCGGUUGUUCGACACCGUCCCCCUUCGGCCGCUAUGAGCUCAUCCACUGUCUUUGGACUUUCUGCAGGUGGGGCAUCCAGACCGCGGGUCUCGUCGGACCCACCUCGGCUGUCUACAAUCCAUUCCAUCUUCCUCGACUCCGCUUCGGGUUCUUCGCGUGACGAGGACGCGCAGUUAAAGGUACGAUGCGGGAAAGAAAGGAAAAAAGCGUUCGUGUUUUCGUUGAUGAGAUCGCUUUCCGAUCGCUUUGGCUCCGAAAGAUCCGACUUGUGCAUUUGAAUGCCGAAUUUUGGUUCAAUACGAGGAAAAUGAAGUAGACUAAGAACGAACUCUACCAUAGUCUUCAAUUUCACUAUUUGCCCCACAUUUAAUUUUGAGAUGGAUGAGCAUGUGGUUAAGAGAGCAGAUGGAGGUCAGAGUUUUUCCAUGAGGUCUGGCAUUGUUUUCAAAGAUCAAAAUAAUGAAGAUCGAAGUAUUCAGUGUCGUGACAGGCUGGGGUGUGGUACCAGGCAUAACACCAUGAGAGGUGCCCAAAUUGACACUCAGGAAAAAUCCAAAUAUGCAAGAGCUUCAUUCCAUGCCAUGAAUGGUAAGGUGAUAGCUGGAAGCUCUUCCAAAUCAUCUUCUACUUCUAGGGGAUAUGGAAGGUCUUUCAAGGAGCAGUUGAAUCAAAAAAUUUUAAGGGGCUCAGCUGUUGCAGAAACUAGUAGCAAGCAGGAUGAGAUUGACAAAUUAACCAACAUUGAGUGUUUAAAGGAUCUAAAUUCUGAUGAUUCACGAAGAGGGAAAGAACAUUUAGAAUACACUGCCACAGUCAUAGGGCCUUUAGAAACUGAAGAUACAACUGAGUCAACUAUCAGUGAUUCAGUAUGGAAACCACAUAGACAAAUUAAUGGAAAUUUUGGCUCAGGAAAACAAGACCCUUCUUCAAGGUCCUUUAUGCGAUGCCCAAAUAUGGCAUAUACAUACGCCAGUCAUCCUGCUAAACCUGUUUCUCAAAGGUUGAGAGCUCUGGUGCAGAGGGCUGUGGUCUUAAUAGGCUAAGUUGCACAUCAAUAUCAGAUGUUCUUUCUUCAGGUGCUUCAUCCUCUGGUUUCACACAUCAUGGGAGGGUUGAUACUGUAAGAAAACGGCCAUCUGAAGGAGAAAGUUCUACUUCCAGAUGCAAGGGUGCAGGUGCAUCAUCAACUGAAAGGUAUGUGGUUUCCAUGCAUACUGGUUCUGGCUCAAGUUCAUCAAGUAUGAGUAAAGUAACACGUCAGCCAGUGUCAAGAAGGACCAGAAACCAACCUACUACUGGGGAUGGUUCAGUUUCAGUUGGAACUGGGAGGGCUUCUACUGGUGAAAGUCAAAGGAGGCUAUCCGCACAAGCUGACUACAAUAUCCUUCCAUUGGAUGAACCCAUUAUGCUUCCCCAGUACCAGCGGAAUCAUUUUUCUCUUGCAGAAGCACCACCUGAAAGUUCAUCAAGAUCAUCACAUGCCUUUCGUAAUUCAUAUGAACGACCAAGAUCAAGCAGUCAGACUUUUCGAAGUAGGUCAAUGUCUCAACCUGAGGAUAACAGCACACAAAUGCUCUUUGGCUCUUCAGGAGAUGGCUAUCAUCACUUCAAUGUGGAGGGAAUUGCAGAGGCGCUCUUGGCACUUGAACAUAUUGAACAAGACGAGGAACUGACAUAUGAGCAAUUAUCGGUCCUGGAGACAAGUUUGUUCUUUUGUGGGCUUAGUUUCCAUGAUCAGCAUAGAGCCCUGAGGAUGGACAUUGAAAAUAUGUCCUAUGAGGAAUUGUUAGCUCUUGAGGAGAAAAUGGGUACUGUAAGCACAGCUCUCUCAGAGGAGCAAUUGUCUAAAUGUCUCAAGAGAAACCUAUACGAACCCACCUAUCAGGCCACUGGAAUUGCUGUCUGUGGUGAUGAGAAUAUGAAAUGCAGCAUUUGUCAGGAAGAAUUCAUCCGGGAACAAGAAGUAGGCGAGUUGCAGUGCGAGCAUCUCUACCACGCGACAUGCAUCGAGCAGUGGCUUCGGCGGAAGAACUGGUGCCCCAUCUGCAGUUCAUCUGCCCUGCCAUUGUAGAGAAACGGCGAAGAUCUUUUAUGUCCUCUGUGAAUACAAACUUUUCUUCCAUGUGACAAAUCUAGAAUAAUCCUUGUAAUAAAUUUAGGAUGCUCCUAUGUGUACGUUGUGUUCCCUAAGUUACAACAACAUUAUUGGGAUGAUUCAGUGAUAACUUUAGCUUUCCUAAAAGAAUAUUCUUUGGGGACAAUUUAGAGUUAUAUAUUUUAAAAUUUUCA
This is a messenger RNA of Musa acuminata AAA Group (dessert banana), 2404 nucleotides long. RefSeq names its product probable E3 ubiquitin-protein ligase HIP1. NCBI's taxonomy places the organism in Eukaryota, Viridiplantae, Streptophyta, Magnoliopsida, Zingiberales, Musaceae. Bases 1323 to 2186 code for a protein of 287 amino acids. Gene Ontology annotation, molecular function: ubiquitin protein ligase activity. The record is from RefSeq and is a predicted model, not a curated record. The transcript is spliced from 6 exons.